Girardinichthys multiradiatus is the source of this 1852-nucleotide messenger RNA. RefSeq names its product adaptor related protein complex 2 subunit sigma 1 (gene ap2s1). The record is from RefSeq and is a predicted model, not a curated record. The coding region runs from base 169 to 597 and encodes 142 amino acids. The transcript is spliced from 5 exons. NCBI's taxonomy places the organism in Eukaryota, Metazoa, Chordata, Actinopteri, Cyprinodontiformes, Goodeidae. Gene Ontology annotation, biological process: clathrin-dependent endocytosis; intracellular protein transport. Gene Ontology annotation, cellular component: AP-2 adaptor complex; membrane coat; intracellular membrane-bounded organelle. Gene Ontology annotation, molecular function: clathrin-cargo adaptor activity.
CCAUCAUGCAACGUUACUGGGUUUGCUUUGAACUUCCGGUUAGCUUGGUCAAGAUAGCGGACGAACGGUCGAUCGAAUAAAUACUGAUGUGUUAGUGUAAAAGUGGUGCCUUACUGCUCAGGAACGCGUUAUUGUGGAGUUCUCAAGAACUCUAUUUAGGAAACGAAAAUGAUCCGCUUCAUCCUCAUCCAGAACCGAGCAGGAAAGACACGGCUGGCCAAAUGGUACAUGCAGUUUGAUGAUGAUGAGAAACAGAAGCUGAUCGAGGAAGUGCAUGCUGUGGUCACUGUCAGGGAUGCCAAGCACACCAACUUCGUUGAGUUCAGGAACUUCAAGAUCAUUUACCGGCGCUAUGCUGGUCUCUACUUCUGCAUCUGCGUGGAUGUGACCGACAACAACCUGGCAUACCUCGAAGCCAUCCACAACUUUGUAGAGGUGCUGAAUGAAUAUUUUCACAAUGUGUGUGAACUGGACCUUGUGUUCAACUUUUACAAGGUGUACACUGUGGUGGACGAGAUGUUCCUGGCAGGGGAGAUCAGGGAGACCAGUCAGACCAAGGUCCUCAAGCAGCUCCUCAUGCUUCAGUCACUAGAGUAAAGGUUUAUCCGUCCUUUUCACUUAUCCGCAGCCCUUGCAUUCAACCCUUGCUUCUCCUCGUUUCCAUUGAUCUGAAAAGCAACCACGUCAUUGUCCUGCUUCUGCAGAGCCAUCUCUAAACCAAACGGAAGCAGGAGGUGUUUAAAAAAUAUACUCUAUAUUGUUUACAUACUGAUGUUUGAGGUAAACUAGACUGUUUGCCGUAGAAGUAUAUAUAUUGCAAUAUUCUGUACCCGUGCAACAGCUAUUGUUGUUUGUAAGCCAACAGAAUACAUUUCUACUUGUUAAUCCUCAUUAAGUUGGAGUCAACCAGCGGGUGCAGAAACCAGUUAUUCUGUGUAGUAACCAGUAAAUCGAUGCAUUUAUGUUGGUGCACUGUGGAAACCAUAGCGAAACUGUUCUCUCCUGCCCUCAUGUGUUGCUCAUUAACCUAAACAUUUAUCUAAUGGCACUACUUUAACUAACAAGCACCAGAAACGUGGACCACAGAUUCAUUCGGAAUGAAAGCUUGCAGUCAAAAAGGAGCAGUCUUGGGAGUGUUACAGCACUCCUCAGGGCUCAUUUGCAUUUUAUAAUCCAACUCUCCAUUCAAGCAGACUACAAGUAGAAAGUCUUUUAGAGCAAUUAACCCAGCACAGCGAGGUAAUCGCCCAACAGAUGGAACCGAGUACCUUUUCAAUGUUAUGCUAACCUAUGCUGUGUCGGGCCUCCUUCUGGGUGAUGAUCUGAUGGAUGUGCUUUGAUUGAUUAUCAUUGAAACAAAUGGUGCUUGUUGGUCCAUCUUAUAACACUUAAAUGGAGAACAUGGACAUGCAGUGUAUUUUACAUAAAGCUGAAAUGUGAUGUUUGCUCAGUAUGAUGUAUGCGUGCGUGUAAAUACAGUGCAUCUUGUGUCGAAUAUUGUGAAAUUAAUUCAUAGAAAAGAAGUUGUUCUCCCAUUGAUUGUUAAGGAUUCAUACAUUCCAUUGGCAUAAAGCUAAAUUACAUUUUAAACUCUCUUGUGAAGUUGGACAAACAAUCUGCUUUUAUACACGUGUCUUUGCUGGACAUAAAUGUCUAUGAAAUUAAAAAUGCCAUUCUAAUUUUAAUCAUAUUCAGUUGCACAAUUGAUUUCAUAUAAUCAACAAACUUUUUAUUGUUAAUUAAACAGUAGUGAACAGUGUAACACUUCCCUUCCUGUGAACCAAUCAGAUGUCUCCAGUUCAACACUUAUAUGUCCCAUUUUUGUGGUGUAAAUAAACAUGAAGUGAUCAGA